CGCCGCUGCCACCUCUCGGAGAGCUCGCCUCGCUGUUCUCCGGCAGCGGCUCUUCUGCCUUGAGCGGGAGGCACAAAGGGGGAGCCUGGGGGAGGCGCUCGGGGGCGCCAGAGAAGUGCAGCGAGAGGAAGAAGAAGAAGAAGAGAAGGGGAAGGAGGAGAAAAACAAGCACCUGGGUUUCGGUUACUCGCCUCACCGCAGCUCUUCCCCAACCCCUCCGCCCGCCUCUCAUGCCAUUACAGCAACAAAGAGCACGCUGAGCAGCGGGCGGAGAGGCGCCCUGGCUCCGAGCUCCGUCAGCCCAGAAGGCGGCGGAGGACCAUGGCUAGGAAAGGGGACGCCGCGGUCUCUCCUUACGGUGAACCCAGAAAAUUUGAUCCAAAGUUCAGCGGACCUAUUCACAACAGGCAUUGCACAGAUGUCUUGUGUUGUGGGAUCUUCGUUGUUGUCAUCCUGGGUUACAUUGCAUUAGGAAUUGUGGCCUGGAUACAUGGUGACCCAAGAAAAGUAGCCUAUCCAACUGAUAGCUAUGGGCAGUUCUGUGGUCAAAAAGAUACACCGAAUGAGAACAAAACAAUUUUAUUUUAUUUUAACAUUCUGAAAUGUGCCAGUCCUAUAGUGCUAAUAAACCUACAGUGCCCUACAACACAGCUUUGUGUUUCAAAGUGCCCAGACAGAUUUGCAACCUAUAUAGAAAUGCAGUCUUCCUACAGAAGUUAUUGGGAGUACUACAAACAGUUUUGCAAGCCUGGAUUUACUAAGCCACGCAAGUCUGUAACUCAAGUUAUGCGGGAUGAAGAUUGUCCUUCUAUGAUUAUUCCAAGCCGGCCUUUUCUUAAGAGGUGCUUUCCUGAUUUCUCUACUAAAAAUGGGGUUUUGACUGUGGCCAACCAAACUACUUUCAAAGAUGGAAGAGGAAAAUCACGGAAUGUAACAGAUCUCAGGGAAGCAGCAAAUGGCAUCAAUAAUGUUCUUGAUGCAAGAUCAGUUGGGAUGAAAAUUUUUGAAGACUACGCAAGCUCUUGGUACUGGAUUUUAAUAGGGCUGUUUAUUGCGAUGGUAGUCAGCUUGCUCUUUCUUGUGCUUCUGAGAUUCAUAGCAGGAGUUCUCUUCUGGAUUUUCAUCUUUGGUGUAAUUGGGAUUAUAGGAUAUGGUAUCUGGCAUUGCUACUGGGAAUAUCAUCGCCUUCAUGGAAUACCUGGUUCUGAUCUUACUAUCUAUGAUAUUGGAUUUCAGACAGAUUUCAGGGUCUAUCUGCAACUGAGGCAAACAUGGUUAGCAUUUAUGAUCCUACUUUGUAUAGUGGAAGUUGUCAUUAUACUGAUGUUAAUAUUUCUGAGAAAUCGAAUCCGGAUUGCAAUUGCCCUUUUGAAAGAAGGUAGCCGGGCAAUUGGCUACAUCAUGUCUACAUUAUUCUAUCCAAUUAUAACCUUUAUUCUUAUCACCAUCUGCAUUUCAUACUGGGCAGUGACAGCUGUUUUCCUGGCUACCUCAGGAGAACCUGUGUACAAAGUUAUGGCUAAUCAAAGCUUAUGCAAAUAUGCAAAUUUGACCUGUUAUCCAGAGACUUUCAACGCUACUAAUGUGACCAAAUUAUGUCCAGGGGCACAGUGUACAUUUGCUUUCUAUGGGGGAGAAAGUCUAUACCACCGCUACAUCUUAGUCUUUCAAAUUAUCAAUGUGUUUGUCUUUCUCUGGCUGGUCAAUUUUUCAAUUGCAUUGGGUCAAUGUACCCUUGCUGGUGCCUUUGCUUCUUAUUAUUGGGCCUUCCGAAAACCUGCUGACAUCCCACCCUGCCCUCUGUUUUCUUCAUUUGGACGAGCAAUACGGUAUCAUACAGGUUCUUUAGCAUUUGGCUCCUUAAUUCUUGCAGUGGUUCAACUCAUUAGAGUAAUCCUGGAAUAUCUUGAUCACAAACUUAAGGGCUCACAAAAUGCAUUUGCUAAGUUCUUGCUUUGCUGCCUCAAAUGCUGUUUUUGGUGCUUGGAAAAAUUCCUUAAAUUUAUAAACAGGAAUGCUUACAUCAUGAUUGCAAUCUAUGGUAAAAACUUCUGCACCUCAGCAAAAGAUGCCUUUUUUCUUCUCAUGAGAAAUGUGGUGAGGGUUGCAGUCCUGGAUAAAGUAACAGACUUCUUAUUAUUCCUGGGUAAACUCCUAGUUGCUGGAGCUGUGGGUGUCCUAGCCUUCUUUUUCUUCACACACAGGAUACCAGCAUUUGCACAAGAAGCACCUUCACUGAAUUAUUAUUGGGUCCCCCUCUUGACUGUCAUUAUAGGGUCGUAUCUGGUUGCACACGGAUUCUUCAGUGUCUAUGCAAUGUGUGUUGACACACUUUUCCUCUGUUUUUGCGAAGACUUGGAAAGGAAUGAUGGAUCUACAGCAAAACCUUACUACAUGUCAGCUAGUCUGCACCGGAUUUUGGGGAAGAAAGAACUGAGUCCCAAAAAGUUAAUGGGAUGAUGCUCAGAAUCGCAACAGUGAUAGUUUUAAGGAAGAGGGGAAAAAAGCAAAUUUAAAAGCAAGAUGCGUAUAAUUUAGACAAAAGAUUUUUUUAAAGUAUGAUGCUUCUGGUUAAUAAAUCAUUUGUUUUGCUUUGUACUAUCUAAAAAUAAGCAAAUGGGCAACAUUUUCAAAAUGUCUUUUAACCGCUGUGAAAUAAGGUCACAUCAUAGUUUUUAUAGAGUGCCUAAGGGAAACGUGUAAAUGUGAAGCUUCUUUUUUUUAACCUUUAGCUCUUAGUGUUUUAAUAACUUUUCUAACUUGAGAUUUUGCUGGCUGAAAUGACAGCCAUUUUGAUAACUUUUUUUAUAGGUGUAUAUUUGUAAAGGAUAUUCAGGCAAUUUUUCAAAGCACUUCAAUGUAUCCUAAUCAGCCAUAAACAUAUCAAGAUCAUUGGUAACCAGCAGGUGGUCCUAAAUUUGUAAUGAUGGUGCUACGGCUGCAUUUUUACUGUGUGCUGAUUGACAGCUACUUAAACUGUGACUAAAAUAUACUAAUGGUUCCCUGGAAAGAAGGGCACAUUGCUAAUUCAGUUGCCUCCUAAAAGUUGAAAUGGAGAUAAAUUGGGAUCUUGCU
Molecule: messenger RNA, 3075 nt
Organism: Pseudonaja textilis
Lineage: Eukaryota; Metazoa; Chordata; Lepidosauria; Squamata; Elapidae
Gene: SLC44A5
Product: solute carrier family 44 member 5
Biological process (GO): transmembrane transport
Cellular component (GO): membrane
Molecular function (GO): transmembrane transporter activity
Source: RefSeq, a predicted model, not a curated record